Molecule: messenger RNA, 4257 nt
Organism: Seriola dumerili (greater amberjack)
Lineage: Eukaryota; Metazoa; Chordata; Actinopteri; Carangiformes; Carangidae
Gene: plcl1
Product: phospholipase C like 1 (inactive)
Exons: 12
Coding region: 766-4257 (1163 amino acids)
Biological process (GO): lipid metabolic process; intracellular signal transduction
Molecular function (GO): phosphatidylinositol-4,5-bisphosphate phospholipase C activity
Source: RefSeq, a predicted model, not a curated record
UGUUGUUGCUCGGAGUACGAUCAAGACGACUGCUCAGUGGCCGUGUCUGGUCCGGGCAGUGCGCUCCGCGGUGACAGGAGAGCGGAUCUUCUGUUAACCUGGCGCAAACCGCAGCGGAACUUCGCUCCUUUUUCUGCACUUUGACAUCGAUGUGUUUUGGGGGAGAGGAGGAAGGAGCAGGGUUUCGGGUAGACCCCGCUGUGACCAACGCUGGAUUUGUUUUCAAACAUUUUUUCUUCCCUCCUUCACCACCUCGCCUUCAUCUCCAUCUCUCAUCCGGCGGGUUCUUUUCUGGUGUCUAGACCGCCUCGAAGACGAGCAGCUCGGGGAACAGUGAGGACUUGUUGCGCGUCUCCGGGGAGCGCACCAGUCCAGUUUUCAUCCAAGUCGAUACUGUACCUGCGUGCGAUGCUUUGAUUUGAGCGGUGCGACGUGUCUGCGGAGCGGGAAUGGACUGUGGAGAUCAGCUCGGACUAACAGCCUGAAGUCAGCACGGCUCGGUGCUCAGUGACGAUGAGAAUCUGAUCAUAAUUAACGAAAUUGGGGUGAUUGGUUUUCUUCAGUGUGACCGAGCUGCUGUUGCUGCUGCUGCCGCUGCUGCUGCUGCUGCACGGCUGAUGCUUUAGGAGCCUGUUUCUGCUUUAAAUGGCACCCACGCUCAACCGAGGCAAACUUUAUUCGGGUCAGAUCCGACGAGUUGAUUAAUUUCCUUUUUUCUUUUUUAAUUUUUUUUAAACUUGAAUCGAGCAUUUGCUUCUCAUCGACAUGUCUGAACGAGAUGGAUUUGGAGACGGGCUGUGCAGCGACGGAGCGCCGGACUGCAUCCCGCCUAGAGCGUCCCGCGGCCGGCGGAGCGGAGUCAUCCUCCCCGGUGGCGGCCAGGACACCGACACCAUCCUGCUGGAGUCGGUGAAGGCAGCACCUCGCCGAAGCAGCAUCAUAAAGGAUCCCUCAGUCCAGAAGGUGGGCGGCGGCAGGAAGAAGACCGUGUCCUUCAGCAGCAUGCCGUCAGAGAAGAAGGUGAGCAGCGCCGCAGACUGCCUGGCGUUCAUGCAGGGAGGCUGUGAACUGAAGAAGAUCCGGCCCAACUCCAGGGUUUACUGUCGUUUCUACACCCUGGACCCGGACCUGAGCUGCCUGCGCUGGGAGCCGUCUAAGAAGGACGGCGACCGGGCUCGGCUCGACGUCUCCAGCAUCCGGGAGGUCCGCACCGGGAAGAGCACCGAGACCUUCCUCCAUAACGGCCCUCUGUCUGAACACCUGGCGGAGGAGGCGGCCUUCUCCAUCAUACAUGGGGACGAGUAUCAGUCCCUGGACUUGGUUGCAUUGUCCGCAGAUGUGGCCAACAUCUGGGUCACAGGCCUUCGCUACCUGCUGGCCCACCCCUCUGUGAUUGGCGGGGCCGGGGGAGGUGGCGGAGGAGUGGGAGUGCUGAGCGAGGGAGGGGGUUUGUCGGUAGAGGGCAGCCUGGGGAGCAAGAUGAGGAGCGAGUGGCUGGCGGCGGAGUUCGCCCAGGUGGACGAAGACGGCUACGGCAUCGUGUCCGAGGACGUGGCGGUCGCCACCAUCUGUAAACUCUGCCCCGGCAUCAAGGAAGCAAAGGUGCGUCUGCGCUUUAAGGAGAUCCAGCGCAGCAAAGAGAAACUGACGUCCCACGUGACGCGCGAGGAGUUCCAGGAGGCCUUCUGCGAGCUCUGCACCCGGCCCGACGUCUACUUCCUGCUGGUGCAGCUCUCCAAGGACCGCGAGUGUCUGGACCCCCAGGACCUCCGCCUCUUCCUGGAGACGGAGCAGGGUUUGUCUCUGGCGACGACCGAGGGCUGCUGGGAGCUGCUGAGGCGCUACGAGCCGUCGGCCCAGGGCAGGGAGAGGGGGCUGCUGGGUCUGGACGGAUUCGCUCGCUACCUGCAGUCGCCCGAGUGUCAGCUGCUCGACCCGGAGCACCUGGGGGUGUGUCAGGACAUGAACCUGCCUCUGUCCCACUACUACGUCAGCACCUCGUACCGCUCCUACCUGCUGGAUGACCAGGUCCACGGCCGAGCGGACCUGGGAGGGCUGAUGAAGGCGCUGCAGACCGGCUGUCGUUGCCUGGAGCUGGGGGUGACUGACGGCCCGGAGGGGGAGCCUCUCCUCGGAGUCGACUACGGUCCGGACAUCCCCCGCCACCAUCAUCACCACCACCACCACCACCACCACCACGCACCUGUGACCAUCCGCUCGGCUCUGGAGGUGGUCAAUAAGUACGCCUUCCUGACCUCUCAGUACCCGCUCCUGGUCUACCUGUGUCAGCGCUGCUCUCCGGCCCAGCAGCGCACCAUGGCGCAGCACCUGAAGAAAGUGUUCGGCUCCCGCCUUUACACUCCAGAGGCCCUACCUGUCAGCCUGGGGGGGCGAGCGACCACCUUACCCUCCCCCGAGCAGCUGAAGGGACGCAUCCUGCUCGUGGGGAAGAAGCUGCCCCCGGAGCAGGACGGCUCUGAUGGGGAGGUGUCUGAGGAGGAUGAGGAGAUAGGAGGAGGAGGGCCUUUGGCGGGACGGCGAAUGACCAUCCCCGGUGAGGAGGAACUUGGCGUGGUCUUAGUGGUGCCUCCACCCUCUCAACCCCGGAAGCUCCGCCUCCACAAAGAGCUGUCGGACCUGGUGGCGAUCGCUCGGACCGGCAGCCGCAGCUUCUACGCCCAGAGAGCGAGUCACAAACAGGGUCAGCAGCAGUCGCCCCCCAGCAGCCCCUCCUCCCCCAGCACGCCGAUGCCUCCCGAGCUGCCUUACUGGACACUGUGCUCCCUGGGCGAGGGAGAGGCCGGGCGGCUGACCAGCGAGAGCCCAGAGGACCUCGUCAUGUUCACCAAGCGCACCCUAACCAGGGUGCGACCCAGCUCGGUGCGCCUGGACUCCAGUAACCCGAAUCCACAAGGAUACUGGAAAGGAGGGGUCCAGCUCGUGGCCUUGAACCAGCAGACCCCCGGCGCCAUGCUGGACCUUCACCGAGGGCGCUUCUCGCAGAACGGAGGGUGUGGUUACGUUCUCCGACCCGCUGUGAUGAGGGACGAGGUGUCGUAUUUCAGUGCCCACACACAGGGGUGUGUGCCAGGAGUCCCACCGCAGACGCUGCGCAUCAAGGUUAUCAGUGCCCAUAACCUGCCCAAGCCUCAGGGAUCGGGGGCCAAGGGGGAGGUCAUUGACCCGUAUGUGGUUCUGGAGCUGCACGGUGUCCCAGCUGACUGCGCCGAACAGCGGACGCGCACCGCGGCUCAGAACCAGGACGACCCGCUGUUCGACGAGACCUUUGAGUUUCAAGUGAACAUGCCGGAGCUGGCCUUGCUGCGCUUCGUGGUGUUGGAUGACGACUACAUCGGAGACGACUUCAUCGGCCAGUACAGCGUGGCCUUUGAGUGCCUUCAGCCCGGCUACCGUAAUGUGCCCCUGCUGGGCCUGGCGGGGGACCCCUUACCCCACACCAGCCUGUUCGUCCACGUGGCGGUCACCAACAGGCGAGGAGGCGGGAAGGCCCAGCGACGAGGCCUGUCGGUGAGGAGGGUGGGGAGGCGGGGGCGGGAGUACGUCACGCUGAGGCACACCGGCAUCAAGGUGGUGGAUGAGAGCUUCAAACCGGCCAGCGCCCCCCUGAAGGAGGCGACAGACCUGCGGGAGGAUGCUCAGAGCACCACCGCCAGUUUCAAAGAGCAGUGUGGGCUCCCCACGGUGGCCAAACUCAAGCAGUGCAUCCAGAGCCUGGCCACCAGGCUGCAGAGCCCCGAGGGCACCAUGGGGGCCAGUAUGGUGCUGAAGGAGGGCUACCCGUGUCUGGAGGCUCUGGUCAACCUGUCCGAGCCGACACGCAAACUGCUCGCCGCCUACGACACGAUGAUCGCCGCCCAGAAACAGCUGAUCGAGAACGCAGAUGCCGUUCAGGAGAGGAUCGCCCAGGUGCAGAGAGAAGGCAUGGACUUCCAUGAGGACCUCUCUCGGCACGGCGAGAAAGAGGGACUGAAGGGACGCAAGCUGAGCAAAGCUGUGGAGAGUUUCACCUGGAACAUCACUGUCCUCAAGGGUCAGAGCGACCUGUUACGGGGAGCUAAGAUGGACUCCCUGGAUGCCCUGAGGCAGCUGGCUCUGGCCUGUGAAGCCUGUGGAUUCACCUCCUCCUCCUCGUCCACCAACUCUUCGUCCUCCGCCUUCUCCGCCGCCGAGCUGCACUACUCCUCCCACCCGCUGUCCGUCCGCCGCAGCAGCACACACGGCAACGGACGCAUUUGA